Messenger RNA from Capsella rubella, 1987 nucleotides. RefSeq names its product O-glucosyltransferase rumi homolog. The record is from RefSeq and is a predicted model, not a curated record. The transcript is spliced from 6 exons. Lineage: Eukaryota; Viridiplantae; Streptophyta; Magnoliopsida; Brassicales; Brassicaceae. The coding region runs from base 185 to 1819 and encodes 544 amino acids.
GGGAGCACUAUUACGAAAAAAGGUAAGUUGAAAUUUAAUGAGCACUACUACAUAACUUCACAUUCCUUCCUUAACUCACAAGAUUCUCUCUUCGUCUCUUUAUUUUUCUUACUUAUUGUUGUCCUCCCUCUCUCUCUUUCUUUUUGUCUUUUUGGGUUUCCCCAGCCGGGAAGGUUCGUUUCCGAUGAGAAACUCGCCGUCCAAGAACGGUUCAUCGGGAGGGCAUUGUCGUUACUUCAUCGACGCAGUCUGGUCUCCCUUUGUAAAGUCCGGUUUCGGCUCAUCUCCCAACAGAUCAUACGCCCUAGUCUCCCUCAUCAUCCUUCUCGUCGUCGGCGCGUUUGUUUCCACGCGCCUCCUUCUCGACCCUACAGUUCUGAUAGAGAAAGAAGCAGUGGCGGCGACGCCAAAGACUAAAACCCAAACCAAUACGAUAUCCCCAAAGUACCCUCGACCAGCGACAGUAAUUACACAAAACCCAAAACCCCAGUUCACACUACACUGCUCCGCCAACGAAACAACCGGGAAUACAUGUCCGAAAAACAAAGACCCAACGACGGCGAGCUUCAAUGAUGACGAUACAAACCAUCCUCCGACCGCCACGUGUCCGGAUUACUUUCGUUGGAUCCACGAGGAUCUCCGUCCAUGGGCUAGAACGGGAAUCACGAGGGAAGCACUGGAGAGAGCCAAUAAGACGGCGAAUUUCCGGUUAGCGAUCGUCGGCGGGAAGGUUUACGUGGAGAAGUUUCAAGAUGCGUUUCAGACGAGGGACGUGUUCACUAUCUGGGGAUUCUUACAGCUUCUAAGGAAGUACCCUGGGAAGAUCCCAGAUCUUGAGCUUAUGUUUGACUGCGUUGACUGGCCGGUCGUUAGAGCUGCGGAGUUCGCCGGAGUUGACGCGCCGUCGCCUCCACCUCUGUUUCGUUACUGUGGGAAUGAGGAGACGCUUGAUAUUGUGUUUCCUGAUUGGUCGUUCUGGGGGUGGGCGGAAGUGAAUAUAAAGCCAUGGGAGAGUUUGUUGAAGGAACUAAGAGAAGGGAACGAGAAGAUCAAUUGGAUAAACAGAGAGCCUUAUGCUUACUGGAAAGGGAAUCCAGUGGUCGCAGAGACACGACAAGAUCUCAUGAAAUGUAAUGUCUCUGAGGAACACGAGUGGAACGCUCGUUUGUAUGCUCAGGAUUGGAUCAAAGAAUCCAAGGAAGGUUACAAGCAAUCAGACUUAGCGAACCAAUGCCAUCACAGGUACAAGAUAUAUAUAGAAGGCUCGGCGUGGUCGGUGAGCGAGAAGUACAUUUUGGCGUGUGACUCUAUGACUCUGCUGGUGAAACCUCAUUACUAUGAUUUCUUCACACGAGGCCUGCUUCCAGCUCACCAUUAUUGGCCCGUUAGGGAGAAGGACAAGUGCCGCUCCAUCAAGUUCGCCGUUGAUUGGGGAAACUCUCACAUUCAAAAGGCACAAGAUAUUGGAAAGGCUGCGAGCGAAUUCAUCCAACAAGAACUCAAGAUGGAUUAUGUAUAUGAUUACAUGUACCAUCUUUUAAACGAAUACUCAAAACUCCUCCAGUUUAAACCUGAGGUUCCCCCGAAUGCCGUGGAGAUUUGUUCGGAAACAAUGGCGUGCACGAGGAGUGGGAACGAGCGGAAGUUCAUGACAGAAUCACUUGUGAAGCACCCUGCAGAGUCUGGUCCCUGUGCCUUGCCGCCUCCGUAUGAUCCUGUAUCGCUUUACUCGGUUGCGAAGAGGAAACAGAGUACGACUGCGAGAAUCCUACAUAUGGAGAUGAAGUAUUGGAGCAAGCAGAACCAGACCGGUUCUUGAAAGUUUUGGUUGUGUAGAGUAUACCAAAUAACCUACCGGUUUCAACUUGUUUUAUAUCCGGUUCCAUGUUGUUGUAGAUGAUAGAUAUGUUUCAAGUUUAGGAUAUUAACAAGAAAACUCAAAACGAAAAAAAAAACUUCAUAUAAUUACAAUAUAAGGUUUAGAUUA